Cannabis sativa is the source of this 2754-nucleotide messenger RNA. RefSeq names its product putative disease resistance RPP13-like protein 1. Bases 1 to 2754 code for a protein of 917 amino acids. NCBI's taxonomy places the organism in Eukaryota, Viridiplantae, Streptophyta, Magnoliopsida, Rosales, Cannabaceae. Gene Ontology annotation, biological process: defense response to other organism. Gene Ontology annotation, molecular function: ADP binding. The record is from RefSeq and is a predicted model, not a curated record. The transcript has 7 exons.
AUGGACAAGAUCAGCACUGAAGCUCUGCGAUUGAAGGUGGAGAAGGAUGAACUCGAAAGCACAACAACAAAAUACCUUGGGUUGAAAAGGGUUGACCCAAAAACAUCUUUACAUAGAUCAGAUGCCCCUUUGUUAGAUGAUUCACAAGUUUAUGGAAGAGAUGGUGAUAAAGAGGCUAUUCUUAAGUUAUUGUUGUGUGAUAAUGAUGCUAGCUCAAGGAUCUCAGUUAUUCCUAUAGUUGGAAUGGGCAGAAUUGGAAAAACUACGCUUAUAACCAAACUUAUUUUGGAGAAGAUCACUGGAGAAAGACGUGAAACAAAAGAGCUACAUCAAAUUCAAAAAGGCUUGAAGGAGGCUUUGGCCGGGAAGAAAUUUCUUUUUGUUCAUGAUGAUGUGUGGAAUGAGAAUUACGAGUUGUGGGAUCUUUUGAAGAGCUCUUUUCAAUCUGGCAUCCAAGGAAGCAAGAUUAUUGUCACCACACGUAAUGAAGAUGUUGCAUUGAAGAUGAAGACAAGAGAUGUUCAAACUUAUAAGCUUAAAAACAUGUCUGAUGAUGAAUGUUGGAUGUUGUUUAGAGAGCAUGCUUUUGAUAAUGUAGGCUCUAAGGAGGUAGCAUUGUCUGAGUUGCAAGAAAUUAGAAGACACAUUGUUAAGAAGUGCAUGGGGCUUCCUUUAGCUGUAAAAUCAAUGGCUGGACUGUUACGAUCUAUGUCAACUCCUGACCAGUGGAGACAUGUGCACCAGAGUGAUAUGUGGGAGUUGCCCAAUUCUCACAACAUCGAAAUUAUUCCAGCUUUGUGGUUGAGCUACCGAUUUCUACCUCCUUAUCUAAAACCAUGUUUCUCUUAUCUUUGGAUAUUUCCCAAAGUCUACAAAUUUGGUGAAUUUGAUAGAGAAAAACUAUUCUUAAUAUGGAUGGCAGAAGAUCUUAUACAACCUCAAAAAGGAAAAAGAAUUGAAGAUGUUGGAAAAGAUUACUUGAAUGCUUUAAUAACAAGAUCAUUUUUUCAAAGAAACACAAGGAAUCUUUCUCUUUUUAUGCAUGAUCUAGCUAUGUAUGUAUCGGGACAGUGCUGUUAUUUUUAUGAUAGUUGUAAGGACUUGGACAAGCCUAGUAGCAAGACUCGACAUCUAUCAUACAUGAAAGACUUAAAAGAUACAAUAGAAUUUGACAACAUAGCUAGAGUGAAGUAUUUGCGUACCCUGUUGGCUUUGCCACUCUCAACAUCAUAUAGAAUAUGUCAAACAAGAUUCAUAGGUGAAAUUUUGGUAUAUGAUGGAGGAUGCUUAAGAGAACUUUCUUUGUCAGAAUCUGAUAUCGAAGAGUUGCCUAAUUCAAUUAGAAAUUUAAAACAUCUCAGAUACUUGGAUUUAUGUGCCACAAAAGUCAAAGAAUUGCCAACUUCAGUUUGUGUAUUGUACAAUUUGGAAACACUGUUGUUGAAUAAAUGUUAUAAACUCACACAAUUACCUACCAACAUUUCUAAGCUUAUCAACUUACGACAUCUUGUGAUAAGGAAAACACCUUUAAAAGAGAUGCCACCUAGGAUUUGCAAUAUGAUGAAUCUUCAAACAUUGAGUGAUUUUGUUUUGUGUGAAAAUGAUGGAUGUAGGAUCAAAGAGUUGGGUAAGUUGGAGUCGAAUUUGCAUGGAAGCUUUAAGAUUUUAGGCCUUCAAUAUGUCGAGGAAGUGAGUGAUGUUUGGGAAGGCGAGUUAAAGAAGAAAAAGAAUUUGAGUGAGCUUACUUUAAGAUGGGAUGGAAAAGCAGAUGAUUCAAUAAAGGAAAGAGAAGUACUUAACGCGCUCCAACCACAUGAAAACUUGAAGAAACUAAAGAUACGCGACUAUAAUGGCACAAAGUUACCAGAUAGUUGGAUUGAGAUUUUCCCUUGUUUGAAGGAAAUCUUUUUAGAGCAUUGUAGGAACAUAAAUGCGGCAUUACCUAUCUGUACUUUUCCAUCUUUGGAAGAUAUCAUCAUUCGAGAUUGUGAUGAAUUGGGGUUCUACCCUAAGGCCAAUAGCCACAACCAAGGAGGGGUGACUAAAGUAGCUGAUCUUAUUCUUGAUAACGGAGAUUGGAACAUUGCGCUUCUCCAAACCCUCUUUGAUUCAAAUUCUAUUGCCAACAUCAUUAAAGGGGGGAGACCGAGUGGCCUCGGGAAAGACAAGUGGAUUUGGACAAAAGAGGCUAAUGGUCACUUUACUACUAAGUCCGCUUACCUGCUUCAAGCUUUAGAGAGAGAUCUUGAUUGUGUUGUUGCCCCUACUAGAUGGAACAAACUCUGGAACUCAAAAAUUCUGGAGAGGCAUAAAGUGAAGAAACGAUGGAACACCUUUUCCUAUAUUGCAGCUUCGCGUACCAUCUUUGACGAUCUUCCCCUUGGGGAGUUUAUCCGGUGCUUGAGUCUGGUGCCCGGGUCUGGGAUUGGGUUACAUUUAUCUGGAACUGAAAGUCGAGAGGAGUGGAUACUGACAGAUUGUUCUUAUUAUGUGUCUUGUUUGUUUGAACCAGUGGUGGCUGUGGUAUCUCCCAGUUGGUCCCCUCCUCCGGUAGACUGGAUCAAAAUCAAAUGCGAUGUUAAGGUCGGCUGCAACUCUAUGUGUGUGGCGGCUUUGGCAAGGGAUCAUUCAGGGACAGUUUUAUGGGUUGCUGCCAAGCUUAUAGACUUUGUGGACCCCUUGAUUGGUAAAACUGAGGCAUGUCAGUUGGCUUUAGAAUCGGCGGUGGGGAAAAUGUUGGGUUUUGUGCCCUAA